UGCAAAGGAUGAACCGAGUUCGUACUCGAUUGGUUGCAUAAUCAUGUGUAACCAACGUAUGUAAUAUUACGUCACUUUCACACGUUCGGAGUAAAACGACACGUGCAGAGGGGCGUCGCGCACUGCGCGACGAUUCGUUCUUCUGUAAUGAACGUAUGUCGUGCAAGCGCGCGCGUUCACGAGCCGUACAAAUAACGAAGACGUCCAAACGACCGUGAUCAGUAAAGUGAUACACAACGAUGGAGAACACUUCGGUUAGCUGUUCCGCCGAAGACAAGGCAAAGCAAUUCCAAGCUUAUAUGAGAAAAUACGAGAACGAUGACAAAUUGGUGAUCCUGAAAGCAGUGGACAAACCGGGUUCAAAACCCGGCGACAAUUAUACGUCGUUGCUGAUCAAAACAAAGCUCAUUGGUACACGCGGAGACGGAACUCCAUAUAUCAAGAAUCUGAUAACGAAAAGUAUCGUCAAAGGGUGCGCAAUCUCUAAAUUAGUGGAUCUUUACGGUCUAUUCCGUAUGGAGUCACACCUUUAUAAAAAAAUAUUGCCGGUUCUCGGUUCUUUUGGUCCUCGAUGUAUUUACACCGACAAAGAGAAUAUAAUAAUGGAAGAUUUAGCUGAGAAAGGAUACGUCAUUUGCGAGAGGCGCAACUUUCUAGACUUGGAUCACACAGUCUACGCUUUAAAGAAACUUGCCAAAUUACACGCAUCGGCUCUAGCGGUGAAGAUCAAUGAUCCACGGCUGUUCGACGAAUUAACCGAGUCUGUAGAAGAGGUGAUUUACAUUAGUCUUUCCGAGAUGUCGCAGAUGAGAAUAUGUACCGAGAUGUGUAUAAAGUCGACAGUGAAAAUUUUAGAAACAAUAGAACCGCGAACUCAAGAGCUACAAGCUGUCAUAGAUCACAUUUCCGGUUACAUCGACAAAACUUACGACACCAUGUAUCGCAUGUUUAACGCGCCGAAGCAGAAAUAUCACACAAUUUGCCACGGCGAUCCGUGGAUCAAUAAUCUAUUGUUUUUACACGACGACGACGGCAAGAUACUCGAUUUAAAAAUGGUGGACUACCAGAUAUCCAGACAUACAUCGGUGACCACCGACAUUCAUUACCUGAUUUACACCAGCGCGCAUUCAUCAUUGAUCGAGAAUAGCUACGAGAGUCUCAUUAAUAUCUAUCACAACGAGCUUCUCAAGGAUCUUCGUCGAUUGCACGUGGACGAGAAGAUUUUGGCGGAACUGAACAGGGAAUGGCUGGAGUCAGAACUCCGAGCUGCCGCGUUUUACGGAAGCCUCGUCGGCUGCUUUCUGGUGAACCCGAUAUUGGCGGAAGAGGAGGAAGUGAUGCAAUACGGAUCGAUCGAAUUCGGCCCGGAUAAUCCACUGUACAGUACCGAACCGAGUGUAAUAAAUAACUUGAGUCAGAAGAAAUUCGAUCGGGUGAAAUGCGUUGCGUCCCACUAUUACAGAAGAUAUAGCUUGGGCAUUAUUAACGACGACCUCGAACCGAUUCCCAUUACGACAUAGUAGAUACGUAUUCUGGACAAAGUAGGUACGAAAUAGAAGAUUGCUCGCGUAACAGCUGUAACGAUGUUAUAAUGAAUAAGCGUAAACGUUUUAUGUACAUACAUACAUAUUGUAGAGCGCGAAAGAAAAAAGAGAGAAUAAUUAUAUGGCUUGAUUUUCUUUCUCGUGUUAUAUGUAUAGAAGAUUGCAUAUUCUAGAUAAGAUUGUAUAUAUACACGAGAAGGAAUUGAGUUACGUGCACCUGUAUAGUAACACCCGAAUGUAGCUAUUUUUAUAAUGUCCUUCAACCCGGAUUAUAUCUUAUACGAAUGUGUGUUUUGAACUUUCGAUUUUUUUUUUGUAAAUGUGCAAAAUAGAUUGAAACGUAUAUUUGACUUUAUCUCGAUCAAUAUCAUAUAUAUAAUUACAAACCAUUCUACAUCAGAAUAUUCCAACAUAGCAAAUAUGUAUUUUUAACAUUAAAUAAUUUGUAUAACUUUUUAUUUUAUUGCACAAAGAUACGUUAAAUAUUUUUGGAUUAGAUAGUUUGUAAUAAUAUAUUUUAUACAAAUAAAGAUUAUAUUUUUGAUUCGGAAAUUUUUCUUUAACGCGAAGGCACAUGAACAUGAAGAGGUAUAAUUUACAUUGAUUCCACGUUGCUUAAAACUAUUUCUUAAGGAUGUUCCGUAACGAUGAUUGAGUAACGAUGUUCCAUAAACGGUGAUUUGUGCAAACGACAUCUUUCUCACAACAACACAAUUCACAAUUUUGCCGUUGAAUGUACCGAAAUUUAUUCGUAACGCCCAUCUAUUUCACAUCGCUGCGGCAUUAUUUCAUUAUUUCAACGCGCAUAUCGUCCUAUAAUUAUUGUUGUCGACGACACCGCAUUACGGACAUCUUGGAAUGAAGAAACUUUAGAUGCUUAUUAGUCGCAUCAUUUUAUUAUAAUAUUGCGCGAACAAACGCUUUGUUCGAGUAAUCUAAAUAUUGUAAAAAAUAUAAUCAGGCGAUGUCAUUUUUAACGGGAUCAUUUAUUCAGAAAUCAUUAUUUGUGUAUCAAUAUAUAUGUUAAUUGUACGCGAUAAUGAUUCAGCUUUUGUGCUGAUCACAUCACUGUGUAUCCGAAAUACACGAUUAAUGCAUCUAUGUCAUUCGUGCUAUAAGCAA
Messenger RNA from Nylanderia fulva, 2666 nucleotides. RefSeq lists its product as uncharacterized. The record is from RefSeq and is a predicted model, not a curated record. Lineage: Eukaryota; Metazoa; Arthropoda; Insecta; Hymenoptera; Formicidae.